AUGGGUUGCUGCUCGAAACGGUCACCUACGACCAAGCGGCUGUGUGCGUUAGGCAGUGCGACCAGCGUUUGUGUAUUGGCUCUGGCACUCGGGUUUCUGUGGCCUGCGCUGGUAUGGCAGAUUGCCAAGAACGAGUUGGUGCUCGAACCGGGCACCGAGGUCUACGACAACUGGUUUAAUCCACCGAUCGAUACGUACCUCGAGAUAUACCUCUGGAACUGGACGAAUGCGGAUGGCGCUCUGCAGGGUACGGAAGGCUAUAAGCCACACCUGGAGCAGCUGGGACCGUACACCUUCAUCGAGCAGCAUAAACGGGUCAAUCUCGAGUGGAACGAUGACGAUGAUACACUAACGUUCCAACAGCAACGCAUCUGGCACUAUCUGCCGGAAAAAUCGGUUGGAGAUUACGAGAAUGAUCGUGUCAUCACCAUCAAUCCGGUGUUGUUGACCGUCGGAUAUGCACUUCGCAACGAACCGAUAUUUCUGGACUACGUCGAUCAAACCAUCAUGCUUAACAACCUAGCAAGCUCGCCCUUCUACGACGUGCCGGUGCGUGAAAUGAUCUUCGACGGGUACGACGAUUCUUUGCUCACAAAUUUGCUCGUUUUACUUGCGCUAAUUCCCCCGGAAGCUCGUCCACCGAUCGACCUUCCACCGUACGACCGAUUUGGGUGGUUCUUCGGGCGUAACGAGAGCGAAACGUACGACGGUACGUUCACGAUCGGUACCGGCAAGGAUAACGUCCAGAACACCGGCGUGAUGCGUCUCUGGAAUGGAGAAAAUGCCACCAAGUAUUACCGUGGUGAGUGUGGAAGGAUGCGGGGUACGACCGGUGAAGUUUGGCCACCGUUUGGACGUCUACGAGGUACGCCACCAAACGUGACCGUGUUCGCACCGGAUGUAUGCAGCUCUGUCACGCUGCAGUACUUUGAGGAGGUGGAACGGUUCGGGAUCGACGGAUUCCGCUGGAUUGGGAACGAUCGUGUGUUUGAUAAUGGCGUGCACUAUGAAGAAACGGCCUGUCAGUGCACGGCAGAGGAUGAAUCGAGCUGUCCGGUGUUGGACAACGGUGCGAUGGACGUUUCACGGUGUAAGUUUAGUGCUCCAGCUACGGUGUCGUUUCCACACUUUUACCUAGCCAACGACAGCUACCUGACAGGGGUUAGUGGAAUGAAUCCGAAUGCAGAGGAGCAUCGUUUUGAGAUGGAACUGGAACCGUACACGGGUGUGCCGUUGGGUGUGAAGGCGCAGUUACAGGUUAACCUGGAUGUACGCGAGUACGGCAUGACGCUCCUGAAAGGCAUUCCGGAGGUGAUGCUGCCAGUUCUGUGGUUCCGACAAACGGCGAGCCUGACGGAUGAGCUAGCUGACGAUAUAAAGUUGAUCCUCAUGCUUCCCGACAUUGGAGUGUACGUUGCGUACGCAUUAGGUGCGAUUGGAAUCGUUGGCAUGGUACUUGCACUGUACUUCUCCGUGACACGAUGGAAGCUUGAGACUACCGACAGAGCUGCCCUCGAAUAG
Molecule: messenger RNA, 1521 nt
Organism: Anopheles nili
Lineage: Eukaryota; Metazoa; Arthropoda; Insecta; Diptera; Culicidae
Product: protein croquemort-like
Exons: 4
Coding region: 1-1521 (506 amino acids)
Cellular component (GO): cytoplasm; membrane
Molecular function (GO): scavenger receptor activity
Source: RefSeq, a predicted model, not a curated record